CUAACACAGAUCCAUGAGUCAGUAGCCACCUUGAGAGGAAAAAGCCAAGGGAGGAGAGCCAUGUACUUCACAACUCGUAGGAUUUCAUCGACAGUUAUUUCCUUAUUGACCAAUGGGAAAGCCAAACUUCUUUUCUGUGCCUAAUACGCAGUGGAAAAGCCAGACCAAAGCCUCCAACCAGGUGGAAAAAAGAUUCCCUCAACUCAAGAGGAUUAAGCCAAUGUGGCAGUUCCUGUUGCUGCACUGAAGCAUUAUGGUGUACAGUUAAUGACCUGUGAGCAUACUGACAGUAGCCAACGGUGAUAACAUGCAAUCAAUCAAGCAAGAGGUGGACUCCAGUGAGUCCUACAGUGGAGAGGAUGCUCUGGUCCUGGCUGUGGCUUUACAAGGGGCUAACAGAGAUGUGAUAGGCCACAAAAUCUCUACAAUUCCUUUCAAGGCUAAAACUACCUGUCGCAGGAAAAGAGAGUUUAUCCCAGAGGAGAAGAAAGACACCCUUUACUGGGAGAGGCGUCGCAAAAACAACGAGGCGGCCAAACGCUCCAGGGAGAAGCGGCGCAUAAACGACAUGGUGCUUGAGAACAAGCUGGUGGCCCUUGGAGAGGAAAAUGCCUCCCUCAAGGCUGAGCUGCUGUCGUUAAAGCUGAAGUUUGGCCUGGUGAGCUUGGCAGCAUAUGCCCAAGAAGUCCAGAAGUUAUCCAGCUCCAAUGCGAUCAACCUUUACCAGGAGAUUGCUCCAUCCAAUGCUGGCCAGAGUUCUUCCAGCAGGGUUUUGGAGCCUCUUCACUUGCACAGAAGCUGCGUAUCAGUCAUCAAGCAUUCACCUCAUGCACCCGAGACAUGUGCUGCUACUCAGGGCAACUUUGAUAUCUGCAGGACUGCAGAGGUUAAGCAGGAACCAGCAGAGAGUGGCAGUUAUGCACAAGAGAGAAGUAGUCCCUACGAACUCUAUAGAAACUACAUGGCCAGCCCUUUGCCAGGAGUCUACUCCCAGCCUGCCUCAUUCCUGCAGCUCACCAGGUCAUCUAGUAACUCCCCCAGGAGCUCAGAUGAUGGUGCUGUAAGCAAAUCAUCAGACGGUGAGGAUGAGCAGCAGGUCCCCAAAGGGUUGAUGCCAUCUGUAGCUGACCUGAGAAGUGUCAUUGUCUCCACACACAAAGUGCCAGAUGCCAGUUCUUCAGCUUUGCCCCACAAACUGCGGAUCAAAGCCAGAACCAUUCAAAUCAAAGUGGAGGCCAUCGACCCUGAAUAUGAGCCUUCUGGAAAGUCCUCCUCUCCUGUUAGAGUUUCAGAAGGAGGAUGCUACCAGACCACUCAGGACUCUUCAGAGUUUACUCAGUCCUCACUGUGCCCUCUGUCAUUACAGGUCAGCAACAUGCAAGACUGGACCCACCAGUCUGAGCCGUGGCAUAAAAGCAGCACAGGGACGCUGCAGAGUGGCUGCCAAAGUAGCAGGCUAACCACGAGCCCCACCUCAAAUCAAACCUUUGUUGGUGUACAAGAACGUUCCUAUGCACACUCAGAUGCUGAGGACAUCUAUCUAAAACAGGGCCCUGCUGAGCUGUCCGCAAACAUGGCCUCUCUGAAAAGACUGAUCACAGCGCAGCAAGGGUCUGUGAUAGAGUCAACCCAAAGCACCAUUGGUCAUCACAAGUCAUUUUCAGAAGGAUGUUCCUCUGCAUGACCUUUUGUAUUUUUUUUGCAUUUCCACUGUAUUUGCUGUUGCACUGUGUGGUUGGGGUUAAACAACGUUUUGAUUACUGUAAAUUUUCAAAUAAAAGGUGUCUUAAUAAUAGCUAUUGGAGCAUGAACAAAGGCUGUCCGCUAAUAUAGACGGAUUAAAAACAUUGAGGGGGGUGAAAUUACCUCUACUGUAACAGUUUACAUGGUACAUUCAGUGUAAUGUACAAUGUCACAGCACUUAUUUCAUCAGUAUAACAACAGAGUUGUGUCAUACUCAUCACUCUGCUCCUCAGUGUUUCUCCUCAUUAACACAAAUACUGUUUCCAUUAGCUGUUUAAUUUCAUUUGCUUUUACUCUGGUGCAGCAACUUACAGCCAAUGAAACUAAACACUUCCUGCAUUUUUUACAUUAAAUCUACUAGUAACAGUUGGGAAUAGGAGUAUAUAAAGCAGGGAUACUCAACUUGCUUUCCCUGGGGGCCACUUUUGAAAAAUAACAGGAAGUCUGGGAUCAGUCAGCAGCCCUGCACAUGUAUGCAAGGGCGCCUCUAGGAAUUGACGACAAUCGGGGCUUAGCCCAGACCUCUGUCAGGGGUUCCAGGGGAACCUUCCUGGCAAUUUUUUUGUUAUACAAGCUCUGUUUUGAUGCUUUGUUAUGCAUUUACAGCUGCUUUCAAACCGCCUGUAGCAGCUCCUUCGCCCAUACCUGUAAAGCUCAGUACCAGAACCCACCCGUUACCCGUCAUUAUGUCUAAGUCAAAGCUCGAUGCCGGGAUGGCAGAAACAUUCUGCGCAAUCAUUGCCAGGUUAGGAAGCAUUUUAGCAUACUCCUUUCACAACCAGAAAACCUCAAAAGGAUCCUCCAUGGAUGUCUUGAACUUGAUGUGGGCUGCCACCUCAUCCUUGGGCUGCAAAGUUUUAUCGCCUGAGUCCUCCAUGAUGGUGACAAAUGUGAUGAUGGGGUGAAAAGUUUAACUUGUGUCAUUGUCUCUCAAAAUGAAUCGAAUUGCAGCUUGAUAAUAGUGAUUUAGAUGUCAAAAUAUUUCACAUAUACUGCACAUUUUUCAUUUAUUUUAUUCUGAAAAAUAAAAAAUAUAUUUUUGUUCUCA
Molecule: messenger RNA, 2791 nt
Organism: Epinephelus fuscoguttatus (brown-marbled grouper)
Lineage: Eukaryota; Metazoa; Chordata; Actinopteri; Perciformes; Serranidae
Gene: nfil3
Product: nuclear factor, interleukin 3 regulated
Exons: 2
Coding region: 308-1684 (458 amino acids)
Biological process (GO): regulation of DNA-templated transcription; DNA-templated transcription; circadian rhythm
Cellular component (GO): nucleus
Molecular function (GO): DNA-binding transcription factor activity; DNA binding
Source: RefSeq, a predicted model, not a curated record